UGCGGUUCCCGCCGGAUCCCCCUCGCGCCGGGUGCGGGGCGAUGCCCGGACCCGGGUGCCCCCAGUGGACAUGGAAGAGGCCCCUCUGCUGGGCGGCAUGUGCAGCCCCGAGGACGAGAUGGUGACAGACCUUUUCAGCGCCGAGAGUCAGUUUGUUCCUGAAAACCUUCCCCUGAAAACCCCGGUGGCGGUGAAGCACGAGGCAGACGAGUUCCACGUCUUCAAAGACGCGUACCUGGGCUCCGCGGACCCCAAAGAGCCCCUGCUGCACGCCUUCAACGCCCCGCUCGACGGGGACUGCAAGGGCAAAGUCAAAGUGGAGCUGCUGGUGGAUGAGAACGGAGAUGAGGAAACGCGCGGGGAGUUCCCGAGUCUUCCCAAGCUCAAUCCCCUGGAAGACGCCGUUCUUCCCGCCGCCCAGCAGCCGCAAGCCUACAACCUCUACUUCCUGUCCUCCCUGCUGACCCCGCACAGGAGUCCUGCCGUCGGGCCCCUGGGCACGUGGGCCAGGGAAGGAGCCGCCCACCCCGGCGUCCGCGUGAUUCCAGUUGAAAUCAAGGAAGCAGGUGGUACUAUCGCAAGUAACAAUCUGGAGGAAGCAACUUUUCAGAGCCUUCCGGCCCAGGAGUCCUGUUGCAAGUUCCCAACAGCACAAGAAGCAGAGGAUGCCUCUGGCUGCUCUCAUAAGAAAGACUCUAACCCAAUGCUUGAUAAUGGAGCCUUACCAUCCGUAGUCAACGGGUCUGCUUUCCCUUUGGGAUCAACUCCUCCAGGACCACCAAAAAUGACUUCGGCUAGGUACUGUGAUUGCUUUGCAAGCGGGGACUUUUGCAACAAGUGCAAUUGUAAUAAUUGUUGCAACAAUUUACAUCAUGACAUGGAACGAUUUGAGGCCAUUAAGGUAACAAAUUUCCAUUAAAUACACACAUUCUGAAAGCAUUUAAAAGUGCAGGGGAUAUUCACCAAACGAUCUCCUCAGAUUUCUAAUUUCAGUAUUGGGAAAACCCUAAGUGUUGAAGAGUAUACAUUAAGUAGGACUCUAUGCCUGAAGGUGGCGGUAUUGACCAUGACCAGGGGCUGUUGUGAGAGUGGCGGCUGGAGAAAGACCUUUAUUCUCCACCAGCAUGG
Lagenorhynchus albirostris (white-beaked dolphin) is the source of this 1128-nucleotide messenger RNA. It is a transcript of the gene TESMIN, whose product is annotated as testis expressed metallothionein like protein. The transcript is spliced from 4 exons. The coding region runs from base 71 to 919 and encodes 282 amino acids. The record is from RefSeq and is a predicted model, not a curated record. NCBI's taxonomy places the organism in Eukaryota, Metazoa, Chordata, Mammalia, Artiodactyla, Delphinidae.